ACCAACUGCCUUCCUUAUCUACAAUCCAAGUUACAAUAGUUGUGUGUGUUAAACAAUGAAGGGACAUUUCUUAUUCAUCAUCAUUCUUGUCCUCCUAAGCAGGCAAGGAUGGUGUCAAGAUCAGAAUGGACAAGAUAAUGAAAGGCAGCAGCAAUACUUAUGUCCCCCCAACUUCAUCCGACUGGGUCACAGUUGUUACCACUUCAGUGUGGAAAUGACCACAUGGCACAAUGCUCACUUUGCCUGCAGAGAUCUUGCAAGUCAGCUCGCUGCACUUGAGUCACAGAGGGAAGAUGAAAAUGUUCGCACAUAUCUCGGCAAGCCUGAAUUUGCAUCCCUGAACAGGUGGGUAGGAGGCAUCUACAACUGGUCUACAAGGCAGUGGACAUGGGGCUCUUCAGCUGAGGUGAUGCCAUAUAAUGGUUUUGCCACUUCUGAGUUUCCUAGUUCAUCUCGUUGGCACUGUGUUUAUCUGUCACCAGACAUUAGCUAUCGCUGGAACCAUGCACUAUGCACCUCCUUUAUGCAUUACAUCUGUGAAACUCACCAGAUCAGAGUUCUUGAUCCCAAUGAAAUUAUCAUAGAAGAUCCAGGAAAUUUCUGAGAACAGUUUACUGAUUAUAAUUUCAAAUCUCUUUAGUACUGUGAGUAUAUGAGGCAACUGGUUAUGGUGCAUCUUCCUGAACAAAGACUGAUAAUUAUUUUCAUUAAAGUAUGCUGCAAAGUCACAGCAUAGUACAGUAUAGCCAAUUCCUGGGUUCAUAUACUAUAUCAAUAUGACAGAAGCAUAUUGUAUAUAUCCCCAUGUUGCUAUAAUAUAUACAAAUAAACAUAUGAGAAUAAA
Molecule: messenger RNA, 844 nt
Organism: Homarus americanus (American lobster)
Lineage: Eukaryota; Metazoa; Arthropoda; Malacostraca; Decapoda; Nephropidae
Product: perlucin-like protein
Exons: 3
Coding region: 56-604 (182 amino acids)
Source: RefSeq, a predicted model, not a curated record